GCUCGGAGUCGCUCAGCUCAACUAACGCACUACAUGGAGAAGAUACAGAGCAAACGUUUGGAGGAGAUACCGGAGCUUCACGCACAGGAACCAGGAUGGUCUAUACCACGGCUCUGCUCUUUGGACACGGAGUGCCCGUCUUGCCAGAAGAAGAAAGUCUCGUAGAGAUGAUCGGAAAGUACUUCUGCCAGCUCACAGCCGCGGGCAUAAAGACGAGUUCAGCCCGGCGGGGGAGCGUCGACAGCUGCGACGAGAGAGAUAACCGCUCGCCUUUUGCCAACUUGGACACUGUUUUGGAGCAGGGGGAGCGGCUCCUUCAGCAGGAUGUGACCCGGCAGAUAGAGCACUGUCUGACAGAGGCCAAAGCUUCCAUCCUCCACUGCCAAGUGCUGCUGCUGCCUCGCCAGAUGACCGCCAGGGUGGGCCAGGACGUGGUGCGCUCCUCUGCUGAUGAGCCCUGCGGGCUCCGGGGCGCCUCCAUCAAAGUCUAUGUGGAGGGCAAAGAUGGCCUGAAGUCUGUGGGGAGCAUCUUCCCAGACCCAAGUGUCACCUCGACGUUUGAACUGUCUGUGAUCUUCAAGGCAGACAAGGAUGACGGCUGGCCGUCACUCAUGCACAUCUUUGAUCCCAACAAAGUGGUGAAGCUGAGACCAGAGUACCGGCUAGUGAAGAGGAAGCUCUACUCCUCCGCCAGCCCUGUCAUCCAUGAUUUCAACUAGAGGCCAAACUGAGAAUGUAAACCCGUUUACGUGUGUGUGUGUGUAAAAUUCCUAACUUUAUCUUAAAUGUCAGGCUACAUCCACGAGGUUUGGCCUGGCCUGCACUGGAAAAUGCUGGAGUUUCCCUGUUUUUUUUAAAUUAUUUUUUUAUUUUAGCUCUAAGGAAGUGGAUUGUUCUUUAUUUCAUGUAUGGAUGUCUAAUUUGGAGCAGCAGGUCAAACUGCUUGUUUUCCUACACUCAGUGGUCAACAUGACUAGAGUAUUUUGCACAUAAUGGUUGAAUGUACACUAAAACUUCUUCCAGGACUGGGCAGGUCUCAUUCCUAAAGUGUGCUGAACUUCAAUUAUUUAUUCAAGUAUAAAAUAAAACACUUUUUUACACAA
Molecule: messenger RNA, 1103 nt
Organism: Siniperca chuatsi (mandarin fish)
Lineage: Eukaryota; Metazoa; Chordata; Actinopteri; Centrarchiformes; Sinipercidae
Product: DNA damage-inducible transcript 4-like protein-like
Exons: 2
Coding region: 96-719 (207 amino acids)
Biological process (GO): negative regulation of signal transduction
Cellular component (GO): cytoplasm
Source: RefSeq, a predicted model, not a curated record